AUGAUCAAGUUCGCUUUGGCCCUGACGCUCUGCCUGGCGGGUGCCAGCCUUUCGCUGGCCCAGCACAAUCCCCAAUGGUGGGGCAACCGCAACACCAUCGUCCAUCUCUUCGAGUGGAAAUGGUCGGACAUUGCCGAGGAGUGCGAGACGUUCCUGGCACCGCGUGGCUUUGCCGGCGUCCAAGUGAGUCCCGUGAAUGAGAACAUCAUCUCGGCGGGUCGUCCCUGGUGGGAGAGGUAUCAGCCCAUCUCCUACAAGCUGACCACACGCUCUGGCAACGAGGAAGAGUUCGCCGACAUGGUUCGUCGCUGCAACGAUGUGGGCAUUCGCAUCUACGUCGACGUUCUCCUGAAUCACAUGUCCGGUGACUUUGAUGGCGUGGCCGUGGGCACAGCCGGCACUGAGGCAGAGCCUUCCAAGAAAUCUUUCCCAGGUGUGCCUUACAGCGCCCAGGACUUCCAUCCCAGCUGUGAGAUCACCGACUGGAACGAUCGCUUCCAGGUGCAGCAGUGCGAGCUGGUUGGCCUCAAGGAUCUGAAUCAGCACAGCGAUUAUGUGAGGAGCAAGCUGAUUGAGUUCUUGGAUCACCUCAUCGAGCUGGGCGUUGCCGGUUUCCGUGUGGAUGCCGCCAAGCACAUGGCCGCGGAGGAUCUGGAGUACAUCUACGGCAGCCUGAGCAACCUGAACAUCGAGCAUGGCUUCCCCCACAAUGCCAGGCCCUUCAUCUUCCAGGAGGUGAUCGAUCAUGGCCACGAGACCGUGUCCCGUGAGGAAUACAACGGUCUGGGUGCCGUCACCGAGUUCCGCUUCUCCGAGGAGAUCGGCAAUGCCUUCCGUGGAAACAAUGCCCUGAAGUGGCUGCAAAGCUGGGGCACCGGCUGGGGCUUCCUGAGCUCCGAGCAGGCCUUGACCUUUGUGGAUAACCAUGACAACCAGCGCGAUAUGGGAUCCGUGCUGAACUACAAGUCGCCCAGGCAGUACAAGAUGGCCACCGCCUUCCAUUUGGCCUACCCCUAUGGCAUUAGCCGUGUGAUGAGCUCCUUUGCCUUCGACGAUCACGAUACCCCGCCGCCGCAGGAUGCCCAGGAGAAUAUCAUUUCUCCGGAGUUCGAUGAUGAUGGUGCCUGUGUGAAUGGCUGGAUCUGCGAGCACCGCUGGCGCCAGAUCUACGCCAUGGUGGGCUUCAAGAACGCCGUGCGUGACACCCAGCUGUCCGAGUGGUGGGACAAUGGCGACAACCAGAUCUCCUUCUGCCGCGGCAACAAGGGCUUCCUGGCCGUCAACAACAACCAGUACGAUCUGUCCCAGGAGCUCAACACCUGCCUGCCGGCCGGUGAGUACUGCGACGUGAUCUCGGGCAGCCUGAUCGAUGGCGCCUGCACCGGCAAGUCCGUCACUGUGAACGAGCAUGGCUAUGGUUAUAUCCACAUCGGAUCAGAUGACUUCGAUGGAGUGCUGGCCCUGCAUGUGAAUGCCAAAGUUUAAGUAGUUUUUGUUUUGGGUAACACAGAAAUCUGGGCUUUAUUUUGUCUCAAAUUACAAUAAAAACGAACGCACAUAAUGUACACGGAGGUCUUUAGCUCUAACUUUUCGAAUAUGUAUAUAUGCGAGAGCGGUAACAAAGUAAGACAUUCAACGCGAUUCAAACUGGAACUGGACUUAGACUAACGAAUGCCACGACAACGACAUCCUCUGAAUAUAAAUCUGGGGGGGGAGGGAUAUUGAAUAACAUGUGUAUGUUUGGGACUGGAUCCUGGGCUAGAUCCACAUCCGAUCCAGCUGGCACACUGUAAAACCGCUCUGCAAAUAGAAGAAGUUGGCAUUGUGAAAUUGUAGUUGGAUGCUCUGGCUCCGACUUAUUUUGGCAAACUGUUAUGGUCUCCACUAUGGCGGACUGCCUCUCGCAAGCAUUCAGAGGCGCUACGGAAAAAAAACCGAUCCAAAAUACGAGUAUCUAGCGAGCUGUCAAGCUGACUGACCGAUUGGUUGACUGUUGGUUAGUUUCAAAACAAGCAACUACAAAUCAAAAUAGCAACGCUCUACUUUUAGCAUUCCGAUUAGUUACGAGUGUUUAGCAGAUCAUCAGAUCUUCGGAUCUCCGGAUCCCAGCUGUGUGUUUAGCGAUUACUUAACGAUUUAGUUACCAUUUAGUUGGAAUUAAAUGCUCAUGAUGCGUAAUUACCUGUAAAAUGCUGAUAUCUUUCUGCUUACGAGUAAAUUGAUUUGCUAAAAAGCCAACGUUUCUUACUCACUUAAGAAUAUUACAAGUGUAUAUAUAAUAUAUAAUAUGUAUAUGUUGUAAAUUAUGAUACUUUAGAUACUCCGCUUAAUUGUAGGAUUCUCUUAAACAGGUUUUCUUUUUCACUUUGCAACUAACAAACACAGAGUCCAAAAAUCUUGCUCAGAGUUCAACAUUAAAUAUUAUUUUUGGUAAUCGCGAUAAUUUCCUUCUCUCUAGAUUUUCUUCUUUUUUUUACGAUUUAAGUACGGCCCCAAAUCCAGCUUUAAUUUUAUACAUGCGCAUGCGCAUAAUUUUGCUCUGAUCUUAGUCUUAGGAGUUAACUAGAAAAAACACUUGUGACCUUAUUUUGCAAUAGCAGCGCAGUUCGGUUACAUUUAGAAUUAAAUUGCAUUAGGUUUCUUUGGAAACAUAAUCAGAAUCGGAAUCAGAAUAUAUUAUAUAUGUAUAUCGAUUAUAU
This is a messenger RNA of Drosophila kikkawai, 2699 nucleotides long. It is a transcript of the gene Amyrel, whose product is annotated as Amylase related. The record is from RefSeq and is a predicted model, not a curated record. Lineage: Eukaryota; Metazoa; Arthropoda; Insecta; Diptera; Drosophilidae. Gene Ontology annotation, molecular function: cation binding; alpha-amylase activity. Gene Ontology annotation, biological process: carbohydrate metabolic process.